AUGAAAAUGGCAAUCCUCAGAAGAAAAUCAGCAAAUAAAUUCCUCUAUCAAUCAUUUAAACUAGUAGACACACCUUUAGGAAAUAAGAGUGUGAAUAAUUCAAACCCUCUAAGAAAGCAAAUAAAAUGGAAUAAUCUAUUAGAAGAAAUUAGAGAAUUUAAAAAGAAAGAUUAUGAGAAUGAAUAUAUUAUUAUUAACAAGCUCCCAGAUGAUGAUGAGUUAGUUGAGUAUUGGCACAUUUUCCAAGGAUAUGAUACUCCAUGUUUAGUUUGUAAUUUUAAUGAUGUUGACCAUCAUAGUUAUAUGAUUACAAGAAAAAAGAAUCUUAAAGUUCAAAAGAUUUUAAAGCAACAGGAUAACAGGAAGCCAAUUAUAUCUAAAAAUAACAAAUCUAACAAGCCUCAUAACCUAGGCUAUGUGAUGAAUAUUAUCUAUAAUGAUGUUGGAAUAUUCCUAUCAAAAAGGAUCAACAAACAUAAGAAAAUAUAUAACCUCUGGCAAGUUCCUGGUGGAAAAAUUGAAGAAAAUGAGUAUUCAAUCGAAGCAGUUAUUAGAGAAACAGAAGAAAAAAUAGGAUUAAUUAUUAAAAAUGAUAUACCAAAACUUAUUUUUAAUGAUUCUGGAUUUAAUUGCGACAUCUAUAUCACCAAAGUAAAUAUGAACACAACCCUCAGAAACACUGAACUGGAUAAGCAAAAAAAUUUAGAGAUAUCUAGAAUGAUCGCUCAAGCUCAAUGGGAGGAACAUAAACCCCAGGAUGCAUAUUUUGCUGAAGCUGAAGUUUUUGAAAGGAAAAUUAAUGUGAUGAUUGAUACAGGAGCUGUGAAAUAUAUCAUCAUUAAAAGUUUCUUAGAUUCUGUGCAUAAGGAUAUUGAAGUAUCUACAAAUAUACAAAUAAUUAGUAUUAUAGAAGCAAGGAUAGCACCUUUAGGAAAAAUGUUAAAAGUAAGUAUAAAAAUAGGAAAGUUUGAAAUCAUAGUUACUGAAUCCUUUAGAUAUAAUGUUCUACUUGGAAAUGAUUGGAUAACUAUACAAGCAAAGGCUAUUAUUGAUACAAGUAAACAAAUUAUGAUAAUCAAACAAAAUAAUGAAACUGAUAUUGUUCCAAUCAUGUACUUUUCCAAGAUCAAUCCAAAAGUAUUUAUUCUUAUAGAUUUUGUUGAAGAAAAAUAUGAUGAUUUAGAAAUUGAAGAAAUAUAUAAAAACCUUAACACUAUCUGA
Messenger RNA from Funneliformis mosseae, 1221 nucleotides. The record is from the annotation of a GenBank genome assembly. NCBI's taxonomy places the organism in Eukaryota, Fungi, Glomeromycota, Glomeromycetes, Glomerales, Glomeraceae.